Molecule: messenger RNA, 7815 nt
Organism: Scophthalmus maximus (turbot)
Lineage: Eukaryota; Metazoa; Chordata; Actinopteri; Pleuronectiformes; Scophthalmidae
Gene: lrig2
Product: leucine-rich repeats and immunoglobulin-like domains 2
Exons: 18
Coding region: 510-3704 (1064 amino acids)
Molecular function (GO): protein binding
Source: RefSeq, a predicted model, not a curated record
UCAUCUACUCAAGGAAGGCGCUUUGUUGUGCUGUGGCGGAGAGAACGACGGAGACAAUUAUCUUCAAAUGAGUCGCGAACGACCCCGACGAUAACACUUCGCCCGGUUCUCUUCAGUCCAGAGCCGAGUCAAGUGCGGAGUCAACCCGGGGGAAAGUUGCGCAUUCGUGGGACUACAUCAGCUCAGCGGUGAGCUAGCGUUAGCCCCCCCCCCCCUCCCUCCCGCGAGAGGGAGUCCAGAUUGGAGCGGAAGGAAUUCAGGCACUGGGAAGAAAUCCACUGCGAUGCCUCACGCGAGUUGGACCAAAACUGCAUUUCACAGUUCCGCCCGGAACCACGGCGCCGCGGACACGAAGUAUGCGCUCGCUUGACUGAUAGCGACCCCGGCGACGACACUUCGGUGGUCGGUUCUGUGCGCGUCAACGCGCCAGGUUAGCGAGCUAGCUAGCUAGCGAGUUAGCCACGUAGCAUUCCAGUUGGGGGGCAGGAGAGGGGGGCGGGGUAUUCAAAAUGGCGGAGGGUUGGUCCGUUCCCUCGGCCCUCGUCUUCAUGCUGUGCGGUCUCGGCGCCUGGGCCCUCGAGUCGUGUCCGGCUCCCUGCUCGUGCACGACGGCACAAGAAGGCGAGGUGCGUGUUCUGGACUGCAACAGGAAGCGGCUGUCGACGCCUCCCCUGGACCCCGCGGACGGGGUAACCCAGGUCACCAUGAAUCACAAUGAGCUGACGACUCUUCCGUUUCUUGGAGACGUUUCCUCAAACAUCACCUCGCUGUCAUUAGUCCACAAUCGGAUCUCAGAACUGUCAAUGCAUCAUCUGCAGCCCUACGUUUCUUUAGAGACGCUGGACCUUACAUCCAACUGGAUCUCUGAGCUCAGAGUUGGAUCAUUUCCCUACAUGCAGCUGAAAUACCUGAAUUUGAGUAACAACAAGAUCAGCGUCCUCGAGCCCGGUUGCUUCGAAAACAUCUCCAGCACCCUGCUGGUGCUGAAGCUGAACAGGAACAGAUUGGCUGUGUUGCCGCCGAAAGUCUUCAGACUUCCCCAGCUUCAGUUCCUUGAAAUGAAACGCAACAAGAUUAAAAUAGUGGACAGCCUCACGUUCAAAGGGAUGGACUCGCUGAAGUCACUGAAGAUGCAGAGGAACGGCAUCACCAAGCUCAUGGACGGAGCCUUUUUUGGACUGAACAACAUGGAGGAACUCGAGCUGGAGCACAACAACCUAACCGAGGUCAACAAAGGUUGGCUGUAUGGCCUGCGCAUGCUGCGUAUCCUGCGGGUCAGCCAGAACGCAGUCUGCAUCAUCCGACCAGAUGCCUGGGAAUUCUGCCAAAAGCUGGAGGAACUAGACUUGUCGUUUAAUCAUUUGACCCGACUUGAGGAGACGGCUUUCGUCGGAUUAAGUUUCUUGGACAGCCUGAACCUGGGAGAGAACUCCAUCAGCCAUUUGGGAGAGGGAGUGUUCAGUGGCCUGUCUAGUCUGCGAACCCUCGAUAUCCGCAACAAUGAAAUCUCCUGGGCCAUUGAAGACUCCAUCGGCGUAUUUGUUGGAAUGAAGAAGCUGAACACACUAAUCCUACAGCGGAACAAAAUCAAAUCAAUCACCAAGAAAGCGUUUGAGGGCCUGGAGGAGCUGGAGCACCUAGACCUCAGCAAGAAUGGCAUCAUGUCGAUACACCCGGAGGCGUUGUCCCACAUGACGCUCAAAGUUUUUGUCCUGAACACCAGCAGCCUGCUGUGCGACUGCCACAUGCAGUGGUUGGGGCCGUGGCUGAAAGACCAUGAGUUCCAUCAGUCCGUCUCUGCCGUGUGCGCUCAUCCUGCCACUCUACUCGGUCGCAGCGUCCUGACCGUCACCCCAGAAGAGUUUGUUUGCGAUGAUUUCCCCAAGCCUCACAUCACGACUCACCCAGAGACGUCCGUGGCACUGCGGGGCAACAACGUUACUUUGAGCUGCUUCGCAUCCAGCAGCAGUGAUCUGCCAAUGACAACGGCUUGGCGGAAGGAUGGGGAGGUGCUGUACGACGCCGAAGUGCAAAACUACGCCCGCUACCAGGAGGGCGAGCUCAUCUACACCACUAUGCUCCACCUCCUCAACGUCAACUUCACCGACGAGGGGCGCUACCAGUGUGUCGUCUCCAAUCACUUCGGCUCCAACUACUCCAACAGGGCCAAGCUCACCGUCAACGAGCUGCCAUCCUUUCUCAAGACUCCCAUGGACCUGACGAUCCGGACUGGGACCAUGGCCCGGCUGGAGUGCGCCGCCGAGGGCCACCCGUCGCCGCAGAUCGCCUGGCAGAAGGACGGGGGCACCGACUUCCCCGCCGCCCGAGAGCGACGGAUGCACGUGAUGCCCGACGACGACAUCUUCUUCAUCGCGAACGUGAAGACGGAAGACAUGGGGGUUUAUAGCUGCACGGCUCAGAAUGCGGCUGGUAGCCUGUCGGCGAACGCUACUCUCACUGUCCUGGAAACUCCAUCCUUCAUGCGACCGCUGGAAGACAGAACCGUGGCCCGCGGCGAAACCGCCGUGCUCCAGUGCAUAGCCGGAGGAAGCCCCGCCCCUCGUCUCAACUGGACCAAAGACGACGGACCCCUGGUGCUGACGGAGCGCCACUUCUUUGCUGCCGCCAACCAGCUCCUCAUCAUAGUGGACGCGGGUCCGGCCGAUGCCGGGAAAUACACCUGCAUCAUGUCUAACACUCUGGGGACCGAGCGCGGCCACAUCUACCUCGGCGUCUCGCCGUCGCCGAACUGCGACACGGGCGCCGGGUACGACCAGGACGGCUGGACCACCGUGGGCAUUGUGGUGAUCGUGGUGGUGUGCUGCGUGGUCGGAACCUCACUGGUCUGGGUCAUUGUCAUCUAUCACAUGCGCAGGAAGAGCGAGGACUACAGCAUCACAAACACAGAUGAAAUGAACUUGCCAGCAGACAUCCCCAGCUACCUGUCCUCUCAGGGAACUUUGUCGGAGCCUCAGGAAGGCUACAGUAACUCUGAAGCUGGCAGCCACCAGCAGCUCAUGCCUCCGCUCUCCAAUGGAUACGUACAUAAGGGGACAGAUGGCGUGUGUUAUGGAGACACAGGCAGCGAAGUGGAAAUCGAGGGCAACGGCUUGCUGCACUGCAGAGUUGGCUCUCUGUUCACCGGCCGUAGCAGUUUCCACCCUGGGGAUCCCCGUGAGGGACUGUCAGGAGUCCCCACAGGUGGAGCCGGUCAGCUGGUCAUCUGCUCCGACUGCUACGACAACGCCAACAUCUACUCGCGCACACGGGAGUACUGCCCGUACGCCUAUCUGGGAGAGGACGACCCGCUGGACAAAACUCUACCGGGCCCGAAGGAGGGCUUCGGCGAGCACGGCCAGCACUUGGACGCGGCGCUGGAGGGCUUCAUCAGCCACCAAGACCCCUCCCUCUUUCUCACCUCACACGACAAAAGGCUGAGCAGCCACACGCCCCUGGAGCACUACGCUAAGGAUUCCCUCAGCAGGUCCUUCUGGGGAGAAGGGGAGGAUCUGUCCUCGAAGCCCCGUCCUGGAGUGGCGCAGCACCCGGUGACCGUCCACAGGACGCCUCCUGUGACGUCCACUGCGGACGGGGCGGAGGAACGCAGUGACGCAGGCGUGGCCUACUUCCCCAGCCAAUGCACGCAGGACCACAGAAGUGCCUCUAGUAGGACUAACCCUCAGCAGCAUCCCGCUCCCACAUAAGGAUCCUUUACACUCCUCGUCGCUGCACCCCUCCCCCUCCUUCACCCACUACCUCCAAAGAGACUCCUCACAUUCUGCCAAAGAUGCUCUCUCGUAUGUUUACAUUCCCCCUUUCACCCAAGAGGGGAUACGCUGACGUUCUCCACUGAGGCAAAAGACGACGGCCGCGUCGGGGUCGUAGGACUGGACCCCUCCCGGUGAUUAAAAGCGACCCCCUCCUCCUCAACACCGGCACCUCUGCAGGGCGCCUCUUUCCCACAUCCCUACGGUCACUCGUCUUUUUUUUCUCUUUGUAGAGAAAGCUAUGAAUGUAUGCUUCAAAGAGCCAUGUUGGAUGGGAUCGUCCCUGCUGCUACGGGGCUGACAUUGUGCUGCCACACGAUGGCAGUUUGCUUCAUCAUUCCCGGUACAAAGACGUCUGUUGGAAACAUCCUACACAACUUUUUGGUAAAAAAUUACAAACCAUCUCUCCUUCCCGACUGGGGGGAAAAGAGGGGUUUUUAAACUGGGGGGACAACUGUAGCUCCCUCACCAGCAGAUUGUGGGAGUAAAUGUAGGUAAGGACCCUGAAAGCGUACGUCCCACAUUCCCACAGCUAUUCUGACUGACUGACCGUCAAACUAUGCUAUCCCAGUAUCCUGUUAUGCAAAUUCCAGAGACAGUGAACACCAAAAUGUGGUGUUAUAUUAUGAAUAUAUUAUGAAUAUAUCCUAUAUCAUCUUUAUCUGAUCUUUUUUUGUUUUUUGUCCUGUGUGAAACACAAUUGUUAUUUUCUUCACUGUAUAUCUUCGUAAUGAUAAGCAGUUUGGGGACAAAGCGUACUUUUGUUUUAGUUUUUUUUUGCACAAUGUGACAAUCAGUUUUGCUUUUCUAAGUAACCUCAUUCCGGUCACAUUAUGGUUUUUAUAUACAGGAUGCACUGAAUAAUUUUUCCCUUCUUCUCAUACCGUACAGGCUCUUAAUGUAACAGUGGUACAGUUUUAUGCAGUGUACAUGCUGUUGGCCUGGAAACCCCCCCCCCCCCCCUCCAUUCCAUUCCAGGGCCAAUCACUACUUUUUUCAUUAACAGCCAAUAUGGCUGCCGCUGAUUUGGAUGUUCAUUGAAACCAAUAUCGCGAUCAUAUUCAUUGAACUGGACAUUUUUCUUAAAACUGCAGUGUGUAAUAUUUUAGAAUAUGUAUUCACAGAAAUGGAAUAUAUUGUCCAUAACUAUGUGUUCAUAUAUGUAUAAUCACCUGCAACAAAGGAACGAUGUAUUUUCGUCAACUUUGAAUGAGUUAAAUAUAGGUUUGUUAGGUGUACCUGACCUCUGUGUGCGUCGCCAUGUUUGUUACGUCGUGUUGUGCAGGUAUAAUGGAAUGCAGCGUUAAAUACGGUUGUUGCAGAAGACGGUUUCAGAAUACGUCGCAUUCGCGUCGAAUUUCCAGCGCAGCCGAAAACCGAAUAUGGAAUUAGCGGUGCGCCAUCAUAAAGUGUCCCCUGUCGGGUGCUCGGUCGGUUGCAGUUUGCAGCUUGCAGCUUUACCACCAUAUGCCGCCAGAAAAGUAAAAAAAUUACACAAUGGGGCUUUAAAGAAAACCUGCACUUACAGUCUUGAUAAGAAAAACGUUUUUUUCCCUAACAACCAACAGAAUUUGUUAGAGCUUUAAUUAAAUUUAUUUCACGUUUCAUUGCUCUGAUUUGCUCUCAAGUCUGUCCAAUGCUGUCCAGAGUCCUUGUAUUGUCUGACCAUUAACACUUCUUAUCAUCAUGGUUAAUCAAACGAGAAGUUCCAGACUCAUUUGCAAACGCAGGUUUGCCCGGUGACGCCAGGCCAGCACGGCGCGUUACACUGUUUGUUUUGUUUCCCCCUCAAAGUUCAUGAUCUUUCCACAGAAAUUGAUUGAAGCCUUGGUUUUCACCCAGGACUGUGAAAAAUGAGAAUGUAUUGUUAUUAUUUUAUACAUGUAUGUACUGUAUGUAUGUGUGUGUACAUAAGGCUAGUUGUCUAUUAAAUUCUACUUGUCCCUUUGCAGAGCGGUUUGAGACGUAAGCUGCAGUAACUUAAAAAAAAAAUAUGAAGCUGAUUCAUGUUAAGCCUUUAUAUUGUCCCAGGGUUAUGCAGAUGUUAUUUUUUAUAUCUUAAACAUGUUGAUCAAGUUACAAGAUGACACAUUUUCUUCUGAACUUUGUGUUAUUUUCAGGUAUGACUCAACUUCAGGUUCAGCAAAGGUACCCCCCCCCCCCCCAAAAUGUCAUGAAAAAACGACUCCCGUGUAAAAGAAUGUGGACUCGUCUCAACAGGUUUUCGUCUCCGGUCGUCCUUUAAAAAGCCUCUUUACUAUCGCAGUUCAGAGGCUUUGUUUGGGACGCUCUGAAAAUGUACUGUGCGCGCUCAACAUAUUUAGCAGAUUGUGCCGAGUUGGCAGUUUAUUAGGUAAGUCUAGUUAUACUGAAAUCAUGCACUACGUCCUCCCUUCACGGAAGUUAGGAUCAGCUUCUGUUGCAACUGGUUGUUGAUUCAGUGACAGUGUAUUUUGCAAGAUGUCUGUUUUUUUGUCUGCCCCAUUUAGGUCAAUAUGAGUCGGCCAAAUAACAGAAACACGGUUAUAUAAUGGAUAUUCUCCCUGUUUUCAUUUUCAUUUUGGUCAUUUCUGUGAUGUUACUGUUGCAUUCUGCUCUUUUAUGUUUUGAAGGAAGGAUUUGCCAUUUUCCUACUCACACACUCACACUCGUAGCUCGGACACGCUACACGAUUUCGUAAGAUCGCUGCACUGUUCAUACAACGCGACGUGCUGUCUUGUGACUAAUUGUGAUGGGGGGGGGGGGGUCACACGCUACAGGAUCCUUCACCAGUGUCUUCUCUCCAAAGUUUCUCCUCCGGGUUGCGCGGGUUUCCGCUCAGCCAGUGGCGUCUUGCGCUGUCAUUGGCUGUAGUGCAUCAACGCACUCACCGCCAGUCGCAGGAUUUGGGCUCGCCGACAUUUCCAGAUAUUUAGCCUGCUAGAUAUCUGGCAGACGUCGGCGAGUCACUUUGAUCGGGGAGCGGAUAAUCGUGCUUAAAAUCGCCUGGUGUGACCUCGACAUUACAGUCUAGUUUCAGACCCGACACAGUUGACAUUUUCCCGUCCGGCGCCCACAUGGCAAAUGCACUUAGGCCCGUCCGAGUGCCCCAUGUGCGUGUUGGUUUUACAGUUAGAUGUGGGCAGGCCCAUUGUUGGCACAUCGCUGUGGUGUGGCAGUUGGAAGCGAUUCUGACAUCGAUCAACAAAGACCUGGUCUGAAGUCAGUGACUCAGUAUUUCACUGUUAUCAAGGCCGUAACAUCCGCCCACGCAGACGAGUGCACAACUUGGUAACCCCCUUGGCAAAUCCACCACCAGGAUUCUGCCAAGGUGCAGGCACACCCAGCUUCUAAAAGGAUUGGGGGAUGGCUCUCAGGUCGGUUUAUGCUUUUAAACCAUGUGCCUCUUUGUUUUUGUUUUUUUAACAGCGAAACUAGCAAAAUUGGAUUUGGAUACGCCCUGAAUGCACUCGCUCCGUGCCCCAAAUUGUAUUAUUACGUGUCCGCCGCCUCUGGGGGGUCCGAACAUCCCAAGACAAUUUCUUUCGAAUGUCGACUAGAACGAUAAUUAUCAAAGGGGUUUUUGCCGAAAGCCACUCGACGCUCCUGAGCCCCUUUCGUACUUGAACGCACUCCUUUCUGAAGUGGAAGCAGAUUUCUUCGGUUUCUUCAUGUUCUUUCGGACUUCUAGCCUGUGGUCAGUUCCGUGCUCCUUUAGAAAGUAAAAUGAAAACUCCUCAGUGAUAAGUCAAGAUAAUGGAGUUACAUGUCCUGGGGGGGAGCUGCGUCGAUUCCAGUAUUUAUUAUUUUCUGCCAUCCCAGCGUAACAUGAUGUGCUUUUAUAAUGUGUUUUUUUCCUCUCAAACGUCCUUUAUGACUUUAUACCAAAGUUCAUUAGUAACUGCGCUGGCGAUGUCCAAUGCUGCUUUCUUCUUUUUUUGUAUGGUUGAAGUUUUCCACUAGUUUUUUUUUUUUUGGGACCUUAUUUACCUGUACAUUCUGUAAAGCAUGUCUAAAGAGCCUUUUUGUUACACAGACAUUACUCCAACAUUAAACAUGAAUUCUGAUA